AUGGGUAUGUUGAUUAACACGCUACCUUUACGGCUAGAUAUUGAUGAUACUACAGUUGAAAAUUCUGUACGAAACGCUCAUUCGCGUUUGAGUGCUUUGCUAUCUCACGAAUAUGCAUCACUGGUAUUGGCGCAACGCUGCAGUGGAGUGCCAUCUUCAUUACCUCUUUUCAAUGCUUUGCUAAACUAUCGUCAUAAAUCGCAGACCGAGCAAGCCAUCGAACCACCCGCUGGAGUGAAUAUUCUCAGUAGUGAGGGGCGAACAAAUUACCCAAUAAACCUGGCAGUGGACGAUGACGACAACACACUGAGUCUCACAGCUCAUGUGGUAUCGCCGCUGUCAGCAGCGAGGAUUUGUGGUUAUAUGCAACAAGCUCUCGUAUCACUUGUCGAUGCAUUAACACAUACACCACAACAACAUGUACGAACAUUGUCGAUCAUUCCAGCGGAAGAACGAGAGAUGCUAUUGCAAAAUUGGAAUCGAACGACUGUCAAUUAUCCACCUGUUUGUUGUGUCCAUCAAUUAUUUGAGGCACAGGUGGAGCGUAGUGGACAAGCUAUAGCGGUGGAAUUUGAAGGAGAAACGUUGAGUUAUGCAGAACUCAAUACACAAGCUAACCGAUUGGCUCAUCAUUUGAUCAUGCGGGGAGUUAAGCCAGAUGAUCUCAUCGCACUUUGUGUUAAACGCAGCACAAAAAUGAUUGUAGCUAUAUUAGGUAUUUUGAAAGCCGGUGCCGCUUAUGUACCACUUGACCUGAUCUACUCCAGUCAGCGGUUACAAAACAUUUUGGUGGAUGCGGAUCCAUUGUAUUUGUUGGCAGAUGCCACUGGUCAAGAGGCACUUGGAGUUCAUGAUGUACCAGUGAUUAAUUUGGAUCAGCCGUUAUCAGACGAUCUAUCAACCCAAAAUUCAGACCCGUGCAAAUUGGGACUCAAUCCAAAGCAUUUGGCUUACGUGAUAUAUACAUCCGGUUCUACUGGAACACCGAAAGGUGUGAUGGUUGAACAUCAGUCCUUAUUCAACUUGGCACAUACACAAACUUCAAUUUUCGGGAUAACUCCCAAGAGUCGUAUUUUGCAAUUUGCAUCCUGCUCUUUUGACGUUAGCAUGGAUGAAAUCAUGAGAGCACUAACAAAUGGAGCAUGUCUUUGCAUACCUAACGAAGAAAUACGUCACAAUGACACUGCUUUGCUUGAUUUUCUAAGCACAGGGAAAAUUACGCAUGCAACUUUACCGCCCGCUCUGUUUCGUAAUUUUAAAACGUUGACCAAUUUAAAGGGCAUACAGACCUUGGAAUUAGUAGGCGAAACGCCUUCGUUAUCAUUACUCCAAACUGCUGCUAAUGUAACUAAGGUUUUCAAUGGCUAUGGUCCAACCGAAACAACCAACUGUGCGACCAACUGGAUAUGCCCCAUAAAUUUUGACAGUGCCUCUAUACCCAUUGGUCGUCCGAUAUCGAACGUACGAAUAUAUCUGUUGGAUUCACGUGGUGAACCGGUUCCAUUGGGAGCCGAAGGAGAACUGUAUAUUGGCGGUGCUGGUGUGACCAGAGGAUAUCUAAAACGACCCGAACUUACUGCGGAACGCUUUUUGUGCGAUCCAUUCAGUGAAAAUCCAACAGCACGCAUGUAUCGCACUGGUGAUCUGGCACGCUAUCUGCCUGAUGGAAAUCUGGUAUAUCUGGGACGCACUGAUCAACAG
Contarinia nasturtii (swede midge) is the source of this 1701-nucleotide messenger RNA. Its product is annotated as linear gramicidin synthase subunit D-like. The record is from RefSeq and is a predicted model, not a curated record. Gene Ontology annotation, biological process: amino acid activation for nonribosomal peptide biosynthetic process; secondary metabolite biosynthetic process. Gene Ontology annotation, molecular function: catalytic activity; phosphopantetheine binding. Gene Ontology annotation, cellular component: cytoplasm. The transcript has a single exon. The annotation marks the transcript as partial. NCBI's taxonomy places the organism in Eukaryota, Metazoa, Arthropoda, Insecta, Diptera, Cecidomyiidae.